AAGAAGAAAGAGUAGAGGGAGAACAGAAAUAUAGAAAAAAUUGGAAGCAGCAGAAGUAGGAGAACUAAACAGAGCAGGAGAAGACUUUUUUUAAAGAUCCUGGUUAUUUGGAGUACCUUUGAGGGCCACACACACACAUACACACACAUGCACACACACACACAAACACACACUCCUCACUGAUGCUCCUGCUGGAUGGACCGACACGAUCUCCUCUUCCACCUCCAGCUGUGCACAUAGAAGACCGACCUCUGCGACCAGACAUGCAUUUCUACUAUGUGGGGGACCACACGUGGGCAACCAUGUUGGGUCAGAGUGUACGGUUACAACCGGUGCCGAUCCAGAGCCUGUCGGAGCUGGAGCGAGCCAGGUUACAGGAGGUCGCCAUGUACCACCUGGAGGAGAGGGACCUGGACUUUAAGAUCAGCAUCCCCAGAGAAGUACGCAAACGGAGAAAAUCUCUACGCAGGAAGUUUGACUCCUUUUCAAAGGAAAAGAAAGAGCGAGAAUCGGCCCCAAAGGCAUUUGGCAUCCCUCUCUCCCAGGUCAUCGCUAACGACCGAGCCCACAAGCUUCGGCAGGAUGCCCUAAAGGAGAGCCGGCGAGACUGUCUGGACCUGGAGGCCAGCAUCCUGCGAUUCAGGGCAGAGAAGAAGCAGUUCUUCAACGGGAACAAGCCGUUGGUCAGCUCCUCAUCCAUCACAGGAGGCGGUCCCAGCUCGCCGUCUGCAAACUCUGUGGCACCGGCGCCCAUUUUUGAGACCCAGAAUAAACCACUUUCACCCACGUUUCUGGAUAACACCGGCCGAGGACAGAGGAGGGGCGGUCUGUCAGUGGACUCCAUCUCCGACCUCGUAGAGAGUCAGUCUCGCCUGCUGGAGGCGCUGCAGCUCUCGCACCCGGCCGAGCUGGAGCUGAAAAAAUCACCGGGUGGCAGCGGCUCGUCGGAGAAGAGGACCCAGACCAAGCUUAGCCUCAACCCCAUCUACAGACAGGUGCCGCGGGUGGUGGAGAGGUGCUGCAAUCACAUCGAGACUUACGGUCUUCAGACUGUGGGAAUUUUCCGAGUCGGUAGCUCUAAGAAGAGAGUAAGACAGCUACUGGAGGACUUCGACAUGGGAGUGGACGUCCAGCUGGAUGAGGAGCAAAGCGUCCAUGACGUGGCGGCACUGCUCAAAGAGUUCCUCAGAGACAUCCCUGAUCCUCUGCUGACCAGAGAGCUUUACCCGGCCUUCCUGCAUGCCAACCUGCUGAGGGGAGCAGACCAGCUCCAGUACCUGCAGCACCUCCUCUACCUGCUGCCUCCCUGCAACUGUGACACCCUGCUGCGACUCCUCAGCCUGUUACACACCGUGCAGAGCUUCGCUCAGGACAGCGUAGGGACAAAUGACGAGGAGAUUCCCGGUAACAAGAUGACGGCUGCGAACCUGGCGGUGAUCUUUGGGCCCAACCUGCUGCAGAGGGAAAGAGGAGGAGAAGUGAGUCCUCAUGCGAUGGGGAUCGAGGACAGCACGGCGAUCAUCAGCGUGACGCUGGUGCUCAUACAGAACUACAAGAGGCUCUUCACGGUUUCUGCAGAGCUGCAGCAGGAGGUCCUGAUGAGUCUGAUCCAGACAGACCCCGACAUCAUCGACUAUUUGCUGCGUAGAAAACUCAGUGGCAGUCACCUGACGGUGGAGAGCAGCAGUGAGACGGGGGGUAGGCGGGAUACAGGUGCGUCUCUGGACUCUGUUGGAGCCUCCAGUGGGAGUUUGUCCCCACUGGAGCCUCCAUCACCGCUUUUCCCACCCGAUGGCAGCGGCGGUGAGGGCAGCCUGACCAGCGAGGUCUUUCUCAACGUACUCAAACUAAACCAGAACAGGAAGCGUCAAGAAGCCAGAUACGGUGAGGCCCCUGCAGGUAAAUCCAUUCGCCACAUGCGUCAGUUCCACUCCCACCACAACCUGCUCAGCCUGGCCCAGCCCUCGUUGUCCACCACCUCCAGACUCCACAGUCAGGACCAGGACUCCCAGGACCGCAGCAGGGGCCCGCUGGGCUCCGCACUGAGCUUCACGCUUGGCGGCGGCAGCAGUGGCAGCUGCUCCAGUCUGAGCGGCUCGACAGAGAACAGUAUCUGGGUGAGACAGACGCCGCAGGAGGAGAGCAAACCCUCACCGGCCUCUAAUUUCUGGGACUUCUUCACCGGGAAAGGAUCGAGCUCGGAGACGAUGGUAUGAUGAAGGGCACGAAGAGGAGGAAUAUAUGUGUUUGUGUGUGUUUUUUCAGAAGUCAGAAAUCCCCCCCAAAAUCACCAAAUUUCUGCAAGAGAAGCAACUCUGUUGAUUUAUCGGGAUUUUAAAAUCCAAUAAUAUCAAAAAUAAAAAGUUCAUUUCCAAGGUUAUAAAACCGGUGAAAUGAACACUCUGCAGCACGUGCAUGCCUGUAUUUGCAACCUAAAUUUUCUACUGAACUAUGGACUUAAAGGGAGCAUCCAGUUGCAGAUUUUCCUCAGUGGAAGCUGGAAUUUCCCACUUUUCUGGCAUCUCUGGAACACAGCAUGUGUAUGAAUGUGUGGUGUGGACAAAGAAUAAGAAGAUGGAAAUGCAGGACAGCACAUGAAUAACUAGCUUUUUUGAAGACAUUUUGGAUUUGUUGGAAACAAAGCAAACUUUCAAGCACAGCUCUCUCCGAAAAAGACACGGACAUCAGCGAAUGAAGAAGAGACUAAAGGACUCUGUUUAUGAGAUUAUAUGAAAGUGGAUGCAGUAAUAAUUGUGAUGUAAAUAACGUGUACAUGAUGUAUUCAUAAUUUUACACACCACCCUUCCUUGUCUUUACUAUAUAGAACUGCAUGUAACUGCAUGGACUCUACCAGCACUUCCUAAUCUAUAUUAACUCUUUAGUUUUUGUUGUUUUGCUGUAACCUGCAAUAAGCUACAUUCACCGUAAACGUAAUCUACAUUUCAGCUAACAUUCAGCUAGAAUUCAAAACACCCGACGAUGUCUCUGUAGAACAAAACAUAAAUUACAAAAAAACAAAUAUAGAUUUCAAAGCCAAACUCUAUUUGGUGACCUGCAAACCACCACAUCACUGCUUACUGACAAAGUGCAUGUUUGAGUGCAAGAAUCAAUUAUUUUUAUUAUCAAUUAAUGUAUUUAGGUAUUUUUUAAUCCAAGCAUUUCAGAAUGUUUUUGUCAGUGCCCCCCCCCCCCCCCACUCCCGUUCACAACAGCUUUAGCAGCUGGAAAACUGAUUUGGCAUUUGUGCUUGAUAAAUGACUUUUUUAAGAAUGAAUCUUUUAUUAGUAUCUUAUCAACUGAUGGGCAUGUAUCUGUUUUUUGACACUUAUGUACAUUUGCUCGUCCUCCCCAAACAAGGCAGUUGAGACUAAAUCGGGGGCAUGCAGACACUCCGUCAACUCUCAAAACCUAAAACUUAAAUUUUCCCUCAAAUGCUGAGAAAGUGUUAAAUAAAAUACAUGUUGUAUGCCGUUCAAUUAAACCUAAAUAUACAGUUCAGUACAUACAGUAUGUUUUACUCAAAAGAGGUCUGUGUUGCUUUAAUGUAUUUUUGGGAGCACGGUGAUAAGACAUAUCCACUCUAGAAAUGUGGAUCUUUGGAGGAUCCAGACAAAGAAUUUGACACGGCGGUUUUGAUGGAAACACGUUGAUAGAUUUGGAAUCUGUAAUCAAUCACACAAACACACAGAUGUUCACCAGCUGGACUGCGGGACACACGAACAUCGGCACAAUCCACGACGCACUGAUGUGGUGUUUUGCAAUUAGGUCAAAAGAUUAAAGAUCGGCCACAGUUCGUUGAUAAGUUUGUGUUUUUUAAAGACAUUAUACAACUUUUAGUUGAUAUUCGAGUGUUGUUCCCGAGACAUCAGAUACCAGCGUUUUGGCUCAAUGCUCCACGUCUGUAUUUCCCAACCGAGGAAUGACACUUAACAAUCAACUAAAAGUUGCAUAUAUUGCAUAAUUAAGUCUCGGUCAGAGGUUCUCAGGUUUUAGCCAACAUUGCCCACAAAAUAAAGAAAUAAAUAAAAAUCACCUUGCCUCUCGAGGCUUCUUAAAAUAAAACGGUGUCUUCUUGUGACCUCUCACUUAAAUGUGCAUGUGCAUGCAGACUUGAAAUUUUUCCUUUCAACCUCAAAUUUUUAUUUUAUUUCUUAGAGAUGAGAAGCUGCAUUCUUAUCAUAUGUGAUUCACUGCGAUAAAAUGUUUUCGUAAAUAGCAUCCAUGUCAAUAUUCAAGUUAUAAUUUCAAAUGGUAUAUUAACAUUUUUUGGAGAGCUCCUAAUAGAUCUGAUUAAACAAACCUGUUUUUAUUCUGUCAGUACGUGUUUUUGUUUUUCAUGAGCAAUUUUAAACUGUGCACAAAAAAAACCUGCAUAGAAAUGCCAAAACGUUUUUACACA
Molecule: messenger RNA, 4399 nt
Organism: Plectropomus leopardus (leopard coralgrouper)
Lineage: Eukaryota; Metazoa; Chordata; Actinopteri; Perciformes; Serranidae
Gene: arhgap36
Product: Rho GTPase activating protein 36
Biological process (GO): signal transduction
Source: RefSeq, a predicted model, not a curated record